This is a messenger RNA of Brassica rapa (field mustard), 2632 nucleotides long. RefSeq names its product F-box/FBD/LRR-repeat protein At1g16930. Gene Ontology annotation, molecular function: protein binding. The record is from RefSeq and is a predicted model, not a curated record. Lineage: Eukaryota; Viridiplantae; Streptophyta; Magnoliopsida; Brassicales; Brassicaceae.
UAAAAUCGCAAGUUUGAUAUCGAAUUUCGAUGUCGUGGACAUACAAAAUUUCCUAAUAUUAUGAAGAAGUGGAAAAUACAACAAUAAUGGAAAUAUUCUUAAAAUCUAAUAGCAACUUCGUUUAGGAUAUGCUUUAUAUCCCCUAAUAUCGACUCGACUAUGUUUAAAAUCAAACGAAUCUCCGUGCAGUGCAGACAGGCGAACAGAAGGGGUUUCUUUCAUCUUCUAGAAAAUCUGUGUGGUCUUUUGCCGGAGAACUAACGGUCGGAAGGUAGUUUCAAUCGCUCAUCUAUGUUUGACUUUUUUAAUCCAUGGAGAUCACUUUCGGCUAACUUUGCGAUUGCUGAUUUACAUGUUAAAUCUCAGACUUAGGCAUUAGACAUGGACGGUGAAACCGCUGUCAACGAGAAUCAAAGGGACUCGGAUAGUUUAAGCAAUCUGCCUGAUUCCUUGCUGUGCAAGAUACUCUCUGACAUCCCCACCAAGGAAUCAGUUUGCACCAGCGUUUUAUCUAAACGAUGGAGAAAUCUCUGGUUAGAUGUUCCAGCACUGGACUUAAAUUCCAGAGAAUUCCUAGAUCAAGAUGUCUUUGUGAGUUUCAUGGAUAGGUUUGUGUGUUCUGAAGAUAAGCACCACUUGGAGAUAUUCAAGCUGAAAUAUCAGGUGUUCUAUCUUGAUACAUCUCGUUUUAAGUCUUGGGUGGCCAGGCGUAGGGUUCAUCGUUUUAAUGCAUCUGGUUUGAAGUCUUGGAUGGAUGAUGUGGCCAGUAGUAGGGUUCGUCAUCUUGAUACAUCUCGUUUUAAGUAUUGGAUCGAUGCUGUGUCCAGGCGUAGGGUUCGUCAUCUUGAUGUUCGUAAUGAGUUGUAUAAUGGGAUACUUAAGAUGCCUCCGUCUCUCUAUUCGUGUGAGAGAUUGGUGAACUUAGAUCUCUACCACGUGUCCUUGGAUCAUCCUGAAUCUGUAUCAUUGCCUUGUGUUAAGAUUAUGCAUCUAGAGAUGGUCAGGUACGAUGACGAUUCGACUCUGGAAACUUUGAUAUCUAGCUGUCAUGUUCUCGAGGAGUUAACCAUAUCCCGCGAUCCUUACAGUGAUUUUCUGGUGGCUGUGCGUGUGCAUUCCCAUUCGCUAAAAAGCUUCAAAAUAGUUUGUGAGCGUUGGGUAAGUGACGGUCAUGUUGUUGAAAUAGAUGCUCCAAGACUUGAGCGUAUGACUCUGAGUGAUCACAUCUCUGAGAAAUUCAUAAUACACAGUAUUGGUCCCUCUGCAAAGGUACACAUUGAUGUUCUCUUUGGUGAGGAAAAUGGUGAGCCGCUGGAGCCGGUUGAUUCUUCCAAGAUUACUAUGCUCCGUAAAUUUCUCACCGGGUUAUCGACAGUUAGCGACAUGAUCAUCUCUGCUGCUACCCUGAAUGUUAUUGAUGGUUACUGUGAAAUGGAACAGCUACCUCAGUUCGCCAACUUGUCUUACUUGCAUGCUUCCUUUCAUGAAACUUCGUGGAAGAUGUUACCAACCUUCCUCAAGAGUUGCCCAAAUCUACAUUCCGUCUUCCUGAAAUAUGAGCUUCUUUCAGAGACGGAGCAGGUUGGUCUUUCAUCAGUGCCACAAUGUUUCCAGUCAUCUCUUGAGUUUGUUCGUUUAGAGACACAUGGUGGUGUACUCAGGGGAACAUCAAGUAAGAUUAAAUUAGCAAAGUACUUCCUAGAGAAUGCUGCAGCUCUCAGGAAACUGACUCUAAGUUCGAGCUUUUGUAACAUCAUCGACGAGAUCAAAUCGAUUCCAAGAAGCUCUACAGGGUGUAAAGUUGUCAUGAAAGAUUGAUUGAGCCACAGAUUUGUGUGUGUUUACGGUAUUGCCCUCGUCGUGCUUUAUUAAAGUUCACCUUUUUCUUUCUUUAUUUCGUGAUGUACGUUGUUUAUCUUUUCGUUUUUCAAGUUGGAGGAAUAUACUACCUUACAAACCAUUAGGAAUAUCACUUUCUGUCUAAAAUACAGUGACAGAGAGGGUGAAAAACAUUACAAUUAACGGACUGUAAUUUGAUCCACAGUCAGCCAUAUAACCUAAGAGCCUAAGACCAUCAUUAUCGGUGAAAUCUUUUUUGUGUUUCUUAAAUUUUUUUUUUCUGUUUUGGCUGAUUUUAUAAAAAAUUAAAUAAGGAAUCAAUCGCGGACCGCUAUGUGUUAGUAGGAUCCGUGAACAGUUAAAAAAAAACAGAACAAAGUUGGUUCUUAACUCAUGCAUUUUGUGACCGACUCUUAGCAAAUUUGUGGGGGCCACUACCUCUUUUAGUGUAAAAACCCUCUAAGAAACUAGGGAUAAUUAUGCUCUAAGAUUGGUCUGUUGAUGAUCUGUUACGCCUGUUUACUUUCGUAGUGUUAUGGUUUUAAACUUGACGUUGAAUGCCACGUGGACGACGUAUAAUAAAAUAAUCAUUGUAUUAAACAAAGGUUGUAAUAAAUGCCGCUUAUCAAUUAGUGUCCGUGUUUAAAUCAAGCGUGCAGACUAUUUCGCAGGCGAACUAAGAGUUCUUCUUUUUCUUAAAUCAGAAGGUAAUUUCAUUAACAAAAGGUAUAAAGUACAAGAAACAAAUUAAAAAGACAAACAAACAAUUAAAUCUCAGUAACACAACAAACAA